GGACGCUCAAGUUGUGCAGGCAGUGGCAGCCGACGGCAGUAUACCUUAGCUUCCCACGCGUGGUCUCCGGCCUUCAGACACUUUGUAUUGUUACGCACUCUAGAUGAACUUGAAGCACCAACUAUUCUGACCCGCUAUAUCUGAAAGCCUGCUACGGAGGCGUGCUGGCACACAACUUGUGACUUUCUUCACCUGAGGGCAUGCCAGGAGUCAGCUGUUACGCCAGUAAGCAUGUUUGGCUCAAACGGGGAACUCCUCAGCGGUUCGCAGUUAGAGAUGUUGCGUGUACUACGGCAGCAGCAGGAGCAACAGCACCACCACCAACAACAGCAACAACAACAGCCGCAACGACAACACCAGCAGCCUCUGACAAUGCUGCACCAGCAGCAGGGCACAGGGGACAUUGGCGGCCCAGGGGUUGCCGCCGUAGCGGGCUUCAACCACAUGGGCGCUGUAGGCCAGCUGAGCCGUGGUUCCCAUAGCCAUGCCAUGAGCCGAGCUGCGGCGGGGCUUCAUUCCGAGGGAUUGGCCCACAGUGGCCUUGGACGCAGCAUGGAGGACCAGGCCAGCGGGCUGCAGGCUCUGGCAGAGGACGAAGGCAUGGCUACAGCUCACGCUGUACGACGAGGUGCAGCUUCCGUGGCUGCCGCAUCGGCAGCUGCCAGCGCUGCACACCACUCCAUGGCUACGGGCGCCGGCACGAGCCCAGCCCACGUCAGCGGCCUCUUUGCACAAGAUGGCGUAGCCUCGCAGCUUUUGUUGCGAAUGGCAAGGAUGCCGGGCGGCCCAGGAGUUAGGGGUGCGGCCUUAGGGCACCUGCUGCGUCACCUGCAGCCGGCUAAUGGCCACAGCGCUGACGGUCAGGAUACCGCCGGUGACAUCGACGCUGGGCCCGCGGAUGGACACCAUCUGCGGCGGCAGCAGCAGCAGCAGCAGCAGCAGCAACUUGAGCAGCAGCAACCGCGGGCUUGGCCACCUGCCGUUGCAACGCGGCUUGGUGAAGGUGCGCUGCUGUCUGCAGCGGAUGCUCACGACACUCUGGCCGCGCUGCGUAGCCGCCGGAGGUCGGACGCAGACGCAGACAUGGAGCCGGACAAGGGCGGGCCACAUUUAAUGAGCCACGCGUGGGAGCAGCACCAGCGGCAGCUUCGAUCUAUGGAAGUGGACCACCGGCGUGGCCUUGCCGUCGGCACCAGUUUCCAUAGUCGCACGGAGGACCUGGCAAUUGGUGUUCGUGCUCACCGGCAUACAGGAGGUUUGCUGGGUCGAGUCUCUGUGACUGCUGGGAGGGACGCAGCCCUUGCAUCGGGGCAGGACGAGGUGCACGUGCAAGGAGCAGCGCAGGCACGCCCUUCGUCAGUGCCAGCAGUUCAGCCAUGGCCGCGGAAGCGAGCAAGCGGCAGCGGGCUGGAGAUGGGGCAACACGGCGAGGGGGUCAUAGCUGUCGGAGGUGCGCAAGCCGGAGCUUCAGCGCCACGUGAGCAGCAACGUGCACACUCUUCAGCGGCCGCCGACCAUGACUCUGAUGUAGAGGAGGUGCCCCCGCCACAGCACACGGCUGUUGGGCACGAAAACGCCCCGCGUCGGCUGCACGAGCCUGGCGUGGGCACUGGCGCAGCCUCCGAGUGGCGGCCGCCAGUGUGGUCCGGGGAGCCAUCAGUGCUGACUGAGCAGCUGCGUAAAGCUGUUCCCUUCCUGCUUGCAGCGGGCAAGCGGUUCGAGCCGAUGGCGGCAAAGGUGCUGCAGCAGAUUCGGGACCGCCGGCUUCAGCCAGAACAGUCAGGGCAAAAGCCAAUGCCUUCAACACACGAAUUGCAGCAGCAGCAGCAGCAGCAGAAGCAGCAGCACAUAUUACAGCAUCACGCAGAUGCGGAAAGUGACCAGGCGGGUCCUGACCGUCGCCGGGGCAGUUUGGACAGGACACCACCGCGCAAACUGCAAGCCACGCAGCGCUCGGUGCCGACAACGGCUCAACCAGACAGUGCUCCUCAGCAGCGCACACAAAUGCCUGCACCAAUUAGGUGGCAUGGCCAAGGAGCGAAGCAGCCAGUCAUAACGCAAGGGCGUGGGGUUGUCGUGACAGCUCGGUCGGAUCAGCCGCGACUUGUUACCAAUAAGUUGCCGCCCCAGACCCGGGUGCUGCCGGGCUCCGGCCGGACACCUCCGCCUGUGAUUCGUCCAGGGCCCGGCCUGCCUGUUCCAGCUUGCGGCCCGUUGCGUGGCAGCGUGCUGGCUCCUUCGGCGGCUACAGUAGCUCCUACCCAACUGCACCAGCCAGCUGCUGCUGUCGCUGUACGCCUCUCUGCAAGCGUGCUUCCGGCGGACGCCGUAGUGCUAAGUGACGUGGACGUGUUACUGACAACCAUUGGCGGACUCCUGACUCGCGCGCCGGCAUAUGGCAUUGUCAGCAUCACAGCGCUGCUGGGGCUGCAUGCCAAACUGUGCGUACGCCGCGGAGUUGCGCUGAGCCCAUGGGUGCUGGGCCAGUCACGGACGCUGGCUGCGAUGCAGGCGUCCGCGCGCAGCCGUAGCGCAGACGCCUCUGCGCUGGCUGCCUGCGACACUAAACUGCUGCUGCUGCUGGAUAUGGGCGCUGGCGGCCUGGGCCUCGAUGCCAGCCGCCCGCCGCGCGUGCAGCAGACCUGUCGGAGGGGCGCCGGCGGCCGCAGCGCUGGCGUGUUGGACACGUCGCAGCUGGGCAGCUGGUUUGUGGUCCACUGGUGGCCGGACAAGGAGGCCGACGAGGUACUGCAGGGCGUGGGGGGCACUGGUGGCAGCGGAUCAUGUGGACGGCCACAGCUGGAGUCUCUUCAUGCGUUUGCUGCCCGCUUCCUCCCGCAAGGCGUCUCGGGCCGUGCAGCGGCUGAGGACACGGCUGAGGCAGAGCAGGCGGUGUUGGAGCUCAUCAGCGUGCUGCCUUACCCCGAGUCGUCGGGCGUCAAGGGCCUGGAAGCACUAAGGGCUGCGCUCACCAGUGGCAGCGUUCAAGAGCACGAGCUGCUGCCGCUGGCACAGUGGUGGCAGGGCGGGCCGGGGCCAUGCUCGGCUCUUGGUGCUGCUCACGGCGCGGCAGCAGAGCACCAGCGCCUCUACAACGAGCAGCACGUGCAGGCUCUCGGUGACAUCGACGCCCAGCAGGACCCGGGGGGAAGUAGCGGCGUGUUCGCUGCGCUGCUGCUGCUAGCCGAGGCCGCGGUAGAGCCCCAGCCGGCCAAGGAGACAGCGCAGGAGCAGUCGGUGUCGGCUCCAGACACGUCCGUGCGACAGGAGGGACGCAACCAGAACCAACCGCUGUCGGCGCAUGGAGCAGCCCAAGACGCAGUGGAUGGCGGACAUGAGGGCAGCGCAGACGAUGUAGCAACAGAACAGCCACAGGUGGAGCCACCUAGCGAAUCAGCUUCGCCCAAGCUUGAUUAGGUUGUGGGGAGCGCCGGCGGCAAUUUUGAUAGUAGUUUGAAGUACUAGCGUUUUGUGAAGCAGGUGCAGCAGCACGUUUCCUUGGUGUGACCAAGGCAAACUUAAGUUGGCUGGAGUUUGGGGGCCGAGCGGAGGCAGGCUGAGGUUACCAGGCGUGGCUAGUAGAUGCAGGUUGGGCACAUGCGAUCUGAGGCAGGUUUGUAGCUGCACGUCCACAGCGUGCACGUGCGCAAGGAACAGGCUACUCGAGUUGGGUGAUGCAUUGCCUGCACUGCAUUGCCAGUAAUCUCACACCGGGCGCAACAGCCGUGUACUUCAGUCAGGCCUGCGAGAAAGGAAUUGAGAAAGGUCGGUAGCGAGCUUAAGGAAGAUGCUUAGGUACUGGGAAGCAUGACAUUUGGACUCCGGUCCGGGAUGCUCGCUACAUUAGGUAGACUGGGUUUAUUGGUUGCACAUGUAUGGCUAAAAGACGCUGGCGUAUCGUCACCUUGCCCUUCAGAACGUUAGGUGGCAGCCCGUGCUUGGAUUGAAGCCGUUGCAUGUUGGUACACGAAGAUGCUUCACGAAACGAAUGCGCACGGUGUUGGUUGGUACACGUGGAUUGACGUGCUUGAAAAAAUGCAACACGCACAAGCGAACAUGACGUUGUAGAGCCGAGGCCGUGGUACACGUGUGAAGGUUUGGGUAAGCGACGGUGAAGGCAGCGGGUGACCAGCGUACCGAAUGCGGCCAGGCGAACACGGAAUCCCAUACACACCCGGAACACACGCACGAAAUAGUAAGACAGCGCGUGUCUCUGUAUUAUUCGAGCGAGGCUAGCGUGACGUACAGCAAGGCUUUCAGGGAUGGUUGCCGCGCACGAUUCCGCGAGGAGGCAGGGAGCAGGACAUGUGCAACGAUAGGUUGCCAAGCCAAGUUGGUAUCGCGCACCUUUAGUGCAAGAACGCAUUGACCUUGAUGGUAAAGGAAGAAAGAAGCUGGGGGCUGGUGAAGAGCACAGGGUUCAGAUGCAUGGGGCAUGUCCGGUUCACGGGGACCGUUAUGUCCUUGUGUAGGGGAGGGCAUUCAGCAUGGUGGCAGCAUGGGGUCCUGCAAGGCAGGGUGGCUUUGUAGUGUGUACACGGCUACAAACCGUACUGCGUGCCCUCCCCCUGACAUGUGCACCAGGGGCAACGAGGCAGGCAAGGCAUAAUGAAGCCACACAAAUUGAAACAGGCAGGAAGGCUCUGGGAAGGGACAAGUGUUCCCCGGUCACGGGAAAAGGGGC
Chlamydomonas reinhardtii is the source of this 4684-nucleotide messenger RNA. RefSeq lists its product as uncharacterized. Gene Ontology annotation, biological process: regulation of transcription by RNA polymerase II. The transcript is spliced from 4 exons. Gene Ontology annotation, molecular function: transcription coregulator activity. Gene Ontology annotation, cellular component: nucleus; SWI/SNF complex. NCBI's taxonomy places the organism in Eukaryota, Viridiplantae, Chlorophyta, Chlorophyceae, Chlamydomonadales, Chlamydomonadaceae. The record is from RefSeq and is a predicted model, not a curated record. Bases 232 to 3417 code for a protein of 1061 amino acids.